Messenger RNA from Hyaloscypha bicolor E, 1545 nucleotides. Its product is annotated as glycoside hydrolase family 13 protein. Gene Ontology annotation, biological process: carbohydrate metabolic process. The record is from RefSeq and is a predicted model, not a curated record. The transcript has 5 exons. The coding region runs from base 1 to 1545 and encodes 514 amino acids. NCBI's taxonomy places the organism in Eukaryota, Fungi, Ascomycota, Leotiomycetes, Helotiales, Hyaloscyphaceae. Gene Ontology annotation, molecular function: calcium ion binding; hydrolase activity, hydrolyzing O-glycosyl compounds.
AUGGCAGAUUCAGAGCAGAAACCCACUCCCGAGAACAUGACCAUGAUGCAGGCCUUCGAAUGGUACGUACCGGACGAUAAAAAGCACUGGAAACGCCUGCACGACCAAGCCGCACAAUUGAAAGCCACCGGGGUUGAUAAUAUUUGGAUCCCUCCCGGAUGUAAAGCCUCAUCUCCCUCCGGCAACGGCUACGACAUCUACGACCUGUACGACUUGGGAGAGUUCGAUCAGAAGGGGGGCAAGGGUACGAAAUGGGGAACCAAGGAAGAACUCCUCGCCUUGGCGAGCAAGGCAAACGAGGUCGGACUCGGCAUCUAUUGGGACGCAGUCCUCAACCACAAAGCAGCAGCAGACCACAAAGAGCGAUGCGAAGCCCAAGAAGUCGACGAAAACGACCGCACCAAGACCGUCUCCGACCCCUAUGAAAUCAAUGCCUGGCUUGGCUUCGACUUCCCCGGCCGCGGAGAUAAGUACUCAGAGCAGAAAUAUCACUGGUACCAUUUCUCUGGCACCGAUUACAACGCCGACAAUAACAAGACAGCCAUCUACAAGAUCCUUGGCGACAAGACAAAGGGCUGGGCCCAGUCAGGAGACGUUGAUUCCGAGAAGGGCAAUUACGAUUACCUCAUGUUCGCCGAUCUCGACUACUCGCAUCCCGAGGUUGAAGCCGACGUUAUGAACUGGGGCGUCUGGCUCUCUAAGGAGAUCACACUCAAGGGCAUCCGUUUCGAUGCUGUGAAACAUUUCUCUGAAGACUUUCUGAGGAAGUUCAUCACAUCAAUGGAUGAGACGCAUGGCGAAGGAUGGUUCUUCGUCGGCGAAUUCUGGAAAGAUAGUUUGGAUGAUAUGAGCAGGUAUCUGGAGCGUAUGGGCAAGAAGUUCAGUCUGUUUGAUGCGCCGCUUGUCUACAACUUUUCACAAAUGAGCAAGACGGAGAAUGCGGAUCUCAGGAAGGUGUUUGAUAAUACGUUGGUGGCUAUUGAGCCUGUCAACGCCGUCACCCUUGUGAUGAACCACGACACCCAACCCCACCAAGCCCUCGAAGCCCCUAUCGAAGGUUUCUUCAAGCCACUGGCCUACGCUCUCAUCCUCCUCCGGAACUCCGGCUACCCGUGCCUCUUCUACGGCGAUAUGUACGGUAUCGACCCCGCCGGCACUGCGCAGUCCAUCCCUCCCGCCUGCGGUGGCGCUCUACCAGACCUCGUGCUCGCCCGCAAGUUGUAUGCGUAUGGCGAACAACAGGAUUAUUUCGACUAUGCUACGUGUAUUGGGUGGGUUAGACUUGGCACGUGGGAUAAGAAAUGGGGUUGUGCGGUUGUAUUAAGCAAUGCAGGGCCAGGAGAGAAGAGAAUGUGGGUUGGCGAUAUGCAUGCCGGUGAGGUUUGGACGGAUGUUCUGGGGUGGGAACAGGGUGAGGUCACGAUUGGGAACGAUGGGUUUGGGGUUUUUACAUGCCCUGGUGUGAGUCUUAGCGUCUGGGUGAACAAAGACGCUGAGGGACGAGAGAAGUUUGGGAAAUUUGAUGCCGAUAUCUACAAGUCCUGA